CUGCGCUCCAGCCCGGCCGGGAAGCAGCAGCGGCAGCGCCGUUGUCGCCAGCAGCAGCAGCAGCGUCUGAGGCUGCAGCUGCUGGCAGCUCCACAACACGAGCGCCCUCCCCAGCAGCUGCAGCAGCCGCUCCUCGUUCGCCUCCUGCAUCGCAGCAACAGCAACCGCAGCAACAAACCUCGCCAACGCCCCUCACACCCUCACCAUCACAUGCCUCACCGCCGUUGCCCUCAUCCUCAUUACCGCCCCCAAAGCCCUCGGACCCCAACUUACCAUCGCCGUCACCCUCACCGCCACCGUCACCAUCCUCGCACUCCCAGCAACACCCCAAUCCCCAAACCGAAUCCCAGGCAGCAACCGCCGCCGCCGUCUCCCAUGCAUCCUCCUCAGCCGCCGCUGAAAAGGCAAAGCAGGCAGCCGCAGCGGCGACAGACGCACUGCGCUCGCGAUGGGCUGCCAUACAAAGCAGUGAAGCUGCCGCCGCGGCUGCGAGUGCCGUACACACAAGCAUGGCAGUCGCCGCUGGUGCCGUACAUGCAAGCAUGACUGCCGUACAUUCUGCCCUCGGUCGUACGGCUAGGGUUCUGUUGUCACGUGCGAUGGAGCUGGGUGUGAAGCUGAAUGAGGUGACUGGCUACACCGUGAUUGAGCAGCUGAAGGUCAAGGUGGGCGAGGCGGAUGCGGGUCUAGCCCGGGCUCGUGAGGCCCUGCGGUCCAGCAAGGCGCUGUACGAGGCACGCAUGGCG
Molecule: messenger RNA, 746 nt
Organism: Astrephomene gubernaculifera
Lineage: Eukaryota; Viridiplantae; Chlorophyta; Chlorophyceae; Chlamydomonadales; Astrephomenaceae
Source: the annotation of a GenBank genome assembly